Rotaria sp. Silwood1 is the source of this 749-nucleotide messenger RNA. The record is from the annotation of a GenBank genome assembly. NCBI's taxonomy places the organism in Eukaryota, Metazoa, Rotifera, Eurotatoria, Philodinida, Philodinidae.
GGAAAUGGGGUGCGACGAGUGGCCAAGUGGUUGCCGGUGGAAAUGGAGAAGGAAGUGGGGCUCAUCAAUUGAAUGAACCUCGAGAUGUGAUUGUCAACAAAGAGAGAGAUUGUCUAAUCAUCUCCGAUACUUCGAAUAGAAGAGUGGUUCGAUGGCCUCGUCGAAAUGGGACAAGUGGAGAAACAAUCAUCUCCAACAUCUCUUGUUGGGGUUUGACAAUAGACGAGAAUGGAUCUCUCUAUGUCGUUGACUUGGGAAAAAAUGAAGUGAGACGAUAUCGAAGAGGAGAAUCUCAAGGAACAGUGGUUGCAGGUGACAAUGGAAGUGGAAAUCGUCUCGAUCAACUCUCUUACCCACAAUACGUAUUCGUCGAUCGAGAUCAUUCAGUCUACGUGUCUGAAUGGGGAAAUCAUCGUGUGAUGAAAUGGGUGGAAGGUGCAAAACAAGGCAUUGUCGUGGCUGGUGGUCAAGGAGAAGGAAAUGGUCUUACACAAUUGUCAUAUCCCAAAGGAGUCGUUGUCGAUCAAUUGGGCACUGUCUAUGUGGCUAAUGCAGGGAAUCAUCGAAUCAUGCGUUGGCCCAAUGGAGCCAAACAGGGAAGUGUUAUUGUUGGUGUAAACGGUGGAGGAGGACAAUCGAACCAACUCAAUGUGCCCAUCGGUUUAUCAUUCGAUCGACACGGCAAUCUCUAUGUCGUCGAUUUCGGAAAUCAUCGAGUACAAAAAUUCAAUAUCUAUUCAACUACAUAA